CCAUACAAUGAAAUUCACUCAUCACCAACUUAGGUCUUUUUAAAAUCUCCUCAACUUUUAUGCACAAAUCUCUCAUCAUCCAUGAUGCCUUUUUCUAUCUGCCCAAUUUAAGUCGCUCUCAAAACUUAGCUUUGUCUCAUCUUCUGUGCCAAUGGCUAGAGCAGCUGUGGCGAGAAAACAAGUUCUGGAGAAGAAUAGCAUCUUCGUCAGAGAUAAAGAGAGGCCAUGUAGCAAUGGCUUUUUCUCUAAACACCUCAAGAAAGUGUACCCGAUUGGGUUACAUAGGAGCAAUUCUUCAUUAUCCUUAUCGUCGGUGUCCUUAUCUUUGUCGCAGAACUCAAAUGACUCUUCUCUUACAGAUUAUUCAACUCCACUUGAACAGAAGAUAUCGCUGGCUCUUCGCUUAAUCACACCACUGGAAAGAAGAGAAGCUCCGGCAGUCUCGAAGAAUGUCCAACAGCAGCCGCAGCAGCAAAGUAAUCAGGAGUCUACUGGUGGAGAGUUGAAGAGAUGCAACUGGGUUACAAAGAAUAGUGAUGAAGUAUACGUCACCUUUCACGAUGAAAGCUGGGGAGUUCCAGUCUACGAUGAUAACCAAUUGUUCGAGCUGCUUGCCAUGUCUGGGAUGUUGAUGGACUACAAUUGGACUGAAAUUAUUAAAAGAAAAGAACUUUUCAGAGAAGCUUUUGCUGGAUUUCAUCCUAAUAUUGUUGCGAAAAUGGGAGAGAAAGAAAUCAUAGAGAUAGCAUCAAACAAGGCAAUUAUGUUGGCUGAAAGCAGAGUGAGGUGCAUAAUAGACAAUGCCAAAUGCAUAGUGAAGAUUGAGAGGGAAUUUGGAUCGUUUAGCAGCUACAUGUGGGGUUAUGUGAAUUUCAAACCAGUGAUCAACAGAUACAAAUAUCCAAGAAAUGUUCCAUUAAGGACUCCAAAGGCAGAGGCUAUCAGCCGGGAUCUUCUGAAAAGAGGAUUCCGGUUCGUGGGUCCGGUGAUAGUGUACUCAUUUAUGCAAGUAGCAGGAUUGACGAUUGAUCAUAUGGUGGAUUGUUUUAGGUAUGGUGAAUGUGUAAGCCUUGCAGAAAGACCAUGGAGGCACAUCUAACACUAAUGUUAUUUCUGCUUACAUAUAUAAAGUUUUUCAAGCAAGAGCUCUCAAAAGGAGAUGUAAAGGCAAAUGAUGCCCUUCUUCUGCUAGAAUAUAUAACCUUAUAUAUUCCCCAAGUCUGCAAGAAAAAUUAGAUAGGAAAGCAUUUGAUCGGACUGUGUAUAGCUUCUCUUCUAUUGACAUCUGCCGUUUUUGUUUUAUUGUUGUUAUUAUUCGUAAACAUUGUUAUUAAUAUUUUUUUUAUUAUC
Messenger RNA from Manihot esculenta (cassava), 1350 nucleotides. Its product is annotated as DNA-3-methyladenine glycosylase. Gene Ontology annotation, molecular function: DNA-3-methyladenine glycosylase activity. The record is from RefSeq and is a predicted model, not a curated record. Gene Ontology annotation, biological process: base-excision repair. The coding region runs from base 152 to 1099 and encodes 315 amino acids. The transcript has 5 exons. NCBI's taxonomy places the organism in Eukaryota, Viridiplantae, Streptophyta, Magnoliopsida, Malpighiales, Euphorbiaceae.